AACAGUCAUUACCAACCGUAUUCUCUUAAUCCCACUAUAAAUUCAGACAGGAUGUUGAUAGAUGCACAACUACUUCCUCAUCCUACCACCUGCCAUAUUAGACACCCGCAAUGCGUGGAACCGACAAUUUGAGAGAGUAUCUGCAGGAGGCAAUACUCCCCAAAAUGAUGCACAAUCCAAACUCCCCACCAAUGCCCUUACCAGGUCACAAAAGCCACCUAAAUAACCUCAAAGUGCGACCGGAAAGCUGGAGACGGUUGGAGAGCAUGUACCUUCUACAAGAGGAAUGUCAAUUUGCGACGGCGGUUUCAACUUGGGCAGAAUCUAAGAUUCCCCGGAGACCCCUGGAAGAAGACGAUGAAGAUCCCGUAUCUGGAGUCUCCCUCACAGUACCGUGUCCCAAUGCAUCCCGCUACGAAAUUCCAUUAUACAAAGAGACGCGACCCGACAAUAUUGCACGACUAUUCAAAUGGAUCGAUACUUAUCCUCUUACCACCGUGGAACGCACGAUGCACCUCUUACAUCCCGAACUGAAAAAAUGGCGGUUCUCCCUCCCAGACGACUAUCACUCCCCUGGUGAUAUCAACAUAUUCCAGCAUUUCAUGUGGAAACUAUCUGAAGAAGGGAUAGGGAGACUUAAUCCCGCCGGGUUAAGAGUCGUUCAACGAAAGCAAGUGGUUAUAGCAUUUCAGCCCCCUUGGGUGCUUUCGCCACAGGAUAUGAAAGCAUUCGUGAGGUGCCGCUCGUACCCCACAUAUCGAGCUCCAGGACACGCAUACCCCACCGAACUUCAGAGCGAAGAGAGACUUUGGGGAAGGCUCUGGGAUCUUUGUGUCCACAGAAACACACCAUGGUUCGUCCUGACGUCUUACCACCAAUGGGUUUUCGGAAGGUUCUCAGAUCGUUGGACUGCUGCCCAUAUCACGGAUAUCUAUGAAUGGAACGCUUCAUCACCUACCAUCAUUGAAUGUUUGGCGUUCUGGACCGCAAAUGCAAUGGAUCUCACCAACUUUGCAUUGCCGCAGGUGUGUGAAAGCGAUAGUAAAUCAAUGGCAUGCCAGACUAUAUGCACGGUGUACGAUGCGAUGGUGCAAGGCAACCGGGCUGCCAUUGCUCUUUAUCAUCUAUGAUUGCAACAUGGAGUGCUCAAUUCGGUGUUUGAAUCGUGUAGGUACCUGAACCGAUUCAUCUACCGCCACUUCCGGACGCUAUACAUCCCGCUGACGUCGAAGAUCCAGCUGUUUCGGAGUCCUCUUGGACUGGAAAGAACUCUGAAGCUCCAUCGUCCGCUCAGCUGCGAGCAGUCUCUCCUGAACUAUCGCAAGAUGGUCUGGAGUGGGACGACCUCGUUGCUCCUGCUCAAAAUUAUCGGGUGUCCCAAGAAUUUAUGCAAGGUUGGAUGAGCGGCGUUCGUGUUCCAUACGGCGAUCCGAAUGCAUCUCAAGUGACCUGGGUUUCACGUUGGGAGAAGAACAGACUUGCUUUUGAUCAUGCUCAUGUGGGCGGAGAGUGGUUGUUUUCUACUGGAUGUACCGGUGUGGCUGUUUAGCCGUCUUGCAUCCCUAUGUAAAGUCAAUCGAAAUGUCACGGUCAACUCUGGAACUUAGACGCUCGGUAUUAUAAUCAUGUAAUCGUGGUUGAAAACGUUGAGGCCGCGCGAUGCCUCGUGGUAAAC
Messenger RNA from Marasmius oreades (fairy-ring Marasmius), 1675 nucleotides. RefSeq lists its product as uncharacterized. The transcript is spliced from 7 exons. The coding region runs from base 111 to 1130 and encodes 339 amino acids. Lineage: Eukaryota; Fungi; Basidiomycota; Agaricomycetes; Agaricales; Marasmiaceae. The record is from RefSeq and is a predicted model, not a curated record.